UCAGAUCGAAGAUGAACUUUUAACUGCAUCAAAGUUGGUGGAAUUUAUUUAUAUGGAAAAGGAAAGAAGAAACACCUACCGACAAAAUAGAAAAAGAAAAGAAAAAAGGAUCAGUGAACAAGUAUAUUGGAAGUAGAAAAGGAAGGCAGCUGCUGCAGUUCUGCGGAACUUUGUCCAUAUUUCAUGAACGCAUUCGAAUAGCGUUUAAAAUUGGGAUCGGUCUGAAAAUUUAUUAUUACUUGUAGCGAUUUCCAUGGGACAGAAAUGAAGACGCGCGAAGAUAAGAAGAAAAAAAGUUGAGAAAUAAAAACAAAAAGGUUGAGGAUGAUUAAUGGGAAAUGUGUUUGUAAUUGAAGCUGGCUUAGUGUUGGUAUGAGAGAAUGAAGUUCAGUCGUGGUUAGCAGCUGAUGCUGGCAAGAAGAGAGUUCAAAUGUGCUGGGGAAUCGGAGUGUUCUUGCGGGUCUUAGCCAACUUGACCAAUCGAAUCUGCAGCGACAUCUCCGACGGUCUCCAAAGGAUGUGUUCGAUUUGUUUUUGCUGGGUGGGAGGAUCCGGGUCUAAUGUGCAUCCGAUGACCGCCGGUUGGUAUAAGGCCAGGAACCAAGUUUCGUCCAUUCUUUGCGAUUUUUUUGUAGAGUACACUGAGAGCGGAUACAAGGAUGAGUUUUACAAGGACGUGGAUCGGGAGACUGCAGAGGAGAUGCUCGGGCAACGGCAGGAUGGGACGUUCCUGGUUAGGCCGUCGACGGCGACGGACAGCGUCGGGACGCUCUCCGUUGUCCAGGACGAGAGGACGUUCCACUUGACCAUCCGACGGCGCCGGACGGACGGACGCCUCGCGCUCGGCACCCCCAAACCAAGGGAAAGAACCUUCGACGGCCUCGACUCCAUGAUUAAUUACCACGUCAGCAAUUACCUGGUCCUCUUCUCGCACAACAGAACCUUCUACACCCUGCUUCUCCCUUACACAGCCGCACGCAAACUCGAUUAACAAUUUAAAUUCAAAUUCAA
Molecule: messenger RNA, 1011 nt
Organism: Nicrophorus vespilloides
Lineage: Eukaryota; Metazoa; Arthropoda; Insecta; Coleoptera; Silphidae
Exons: 1
Coding region: 431-991 (186 amino acids)
Biological process (GO): intracellular signal transduction; cell surface receptor protein tyrosine kinase signaling pathway
Source: RefSeq, a predicted model, not a curated record